AUGGAUGGUGGCAAGCAGCUAAAGGUCACCCUUGUCUUCAGCCUUCCUCUAAUUUUUCAGUUCUGCACCGGGAACAACGUCACCGAUGACUAUGACUCCAAUACCACCAUCGACUACACCAUGUUCGAGACCCUGUGCGAGAAGGAGGAAGUCCGUAACUUCCGCGCCGCCUUCCUCCCCGCCAUGUACUCCCUCAUCUGCUUCACGGGGCUGCUGGGCAACGGGCUGGUGAUGCUCACCUACAUCUACUUCAAGAGGCUCAAGACCAUGACGGACAUCUAUUUGCUGAACCUGGUUUUGACCCUCCCUUUCUGGGCCACAAGCGCAGCCAUGUACUGGCUUUUUGGGGAGUUUGCCUGCAAAGCCGUCUACUGCAUCUGCAAAAUGAGUUUCUUCAGCGGGAUGCUGCUCCUCCUGUCCAUCAGCAUCGACAGGUACUUUGCCAUCGUUCAGGCUGCCUCAGCCCACCGCUUCCGUCCCAGGAUGAUAUUCAUUAGCAAAGUCACGUGCGUCCUCAUUUGGCUCCUGGCCUUCAUCCUCUCAAUCCCUGAGCUGGUUCACAGUGGUGUAAAUAACUUGGACAACCAUCCCCGUUGUUCCAUCAUCGCUAAUGACUUGCAGACCUUCAACACUGGUAUCAAAGUGUCCCAAAUGGUUUUUGGCUUCUUAUUUCCCCUACUGGUCAUGUCUGUCUGCUACCUCAUCAUCAUCAAGACAUUGCUCCAGGCCCGCAACUUUGAGAAGAAUAAAGCCAUCAAGGUCAUCAUCGCCGUGGUAAUUGUCUUCGUCGUUUUCCAGCUGCCCUACAACGGCGUCAUGCUGGCCAAGACCAUCUCAGCCUUCAACCACACCAGCUCGUGCGAGGAGAGCAAGAAGCUUGACAUGGCAGAUGACGUGACCUACACUCUGGCCUGCUUCCGAUGUUGUCUCAAUCCUUUCCUCUACGCCUUCAUCGGCGUCAAAUUCCGCAACGACCUCUUCAAGCUGCUGAAGGAGCUGGGCUGCCUGAGCCAGGAGCGGCUCUGGCAACUCUCCACCUGCCGUGAGAGCAAGAGGUUCUCCUUUGCCAUGGAGACAGAGACAACCACCACCUUCUCCCCGUAA
This is a messenger RNA of Eurypyga helias (sunbittern), 1104 nucleotides long. RefSeq names its product C-C chemokine receptor type 7-like. Gene Ontology annotation, biological process: chemotaxis; inflammatory response; immune response. Gene Ontology annotation, cellular component: membrane. NCBI's taxonomy places the organism in Eukaryota, Metazoa, Chordata, Aves, Eurypygiformes, Eurypygidae. The record is from RefSeq and is a predicted model, not a curated record. Gene Ontology annotation, molecular function: C-C motif chemokine 19 receptor activity; chemokine (C-C motif) ligand 19 binding; chemokine (C-C motif) ligand 21 binding.